AUUUCCCAGUCAGACUCAACUUUGAAUCACUUCCGGCCUGGCAACAAUCAGGAAGUGCUACCAAAAGUGGAGCAGAGAGAAAUGUAUUUACGAUGAUGCGGCUUGAAGUGUCAACAGUGCCUAGCCUAGCGUUGCCUUAAUCAGGGGACGCAGCCAAGCAUGGCUCUGAUUGAGGGUGUGGGGGACGAGGUCACCCUGCUCUUCGGGGUGGUGUUCCUGGUGCUGGUACUGGUCCUAGCCUGGGUAUCCACACACACGGCAGACCCCCCGGAGCACCUCCUCCAGCCUGGCCCCGGCAUUGCCUCCCCCAGAGAGACUGAGAGCCAGGAGCCCCUCCCUCCCAGCGACAUCGCCCCUACGCCCAGCAGCCUGACGGAGCAGGGGAAGCCGGAGCGAGGGCUACAGGCUGGAGCCGAGGGGCCGACGUCCAGCAGCACCGGAGAGCAGGGGGAAGGGGACACGGGGCUCCUACAGGAGGGCGAUAUCGGUAGAGAUGGGCUCAGGCAUAGGGAGACUGCCACCUCGCCCCUCUCCUCCUCGGUGGGAACUACAGCAAGUGCCUCUGUUCCCGGGCAGCCACCACCAGCCAACACCCCCAACAAUCACACCCAAAGAAACAUGGUUCUGAGGCUCAAGUUCCUCAAUGACACAGAGAGGACCGCUCAAGUGAAUCCGGAUGACACUAUUGGGUACAUUAAAAGGACGUACUUCGCCGGGCAGGAGCACCAGGUGCGGCUGAUCUACCAGGGCCAGCUGCUGCAGGACGACGCGCAGACGCUCUCCUCCCUCAACCUUGCCGACAACUGCGUCCUGCACUGCCACAUCUCCCAGCAUGCAACGCGAGCGAUGCCAGCCGGGGCCAGGGCGGCAGACCAGGUGCACGUGGCACUGAACCUGGGCAGCCUGAUGCUGCCGAUGUUCGUGCUCAUGCUGUCCGUGCUCUGGUACUUCCAGAUCCAGUACCGGCAGUUUUUCACGGCACCCGCGACAGCCUCCCUUGUGGGCAUCACCAUAUUUUUCAGCUUUGUGGCAUUUGGGAUGUACCGCCGUUGAGGCGAGUUCUGUUUGUUUAGUGAUCCCUCGAUGCACGCCACUUAAAUAUAUAUAUAGUAUUCACAUAAUUACAUACACACACACACACACACACACACACACACACACACACAUACACACAGACACAAAUUCACAAGUGUAUCCACAUACUCACCUCCGCCUACACAUGGACUUUUAAGAUGGAUCUCUGAACUCUUGAAGCUGUUUCCGAUUGAGAUACCGGAUAAUUUAAUGAAGUGUCUGAAUUAGUUUUAUUUUUUUCCUCAGUGUGCUUUCAGUAUGUCUGUCUGUCAUUUUUGUCAUUUUGUCUGGCUGAGCACAUUUUUGUGUUUCUGUUAUCCAGGUUACUUGCCAUUACUGUCAGACGUACAACACAUUUUUAUCCGUCAAAGACUAACCGUGUAAUUUCCUAGAAUUCAUUUUUUUGUUUGUUUUUAAAUGAGAUGCUUAUUGUGCCUAUCCCAAUUGCUCUCUCGUCACACACUCACGCAAGCAUUCAGUGAGGAGCUGAAGCUUGCCCCCGGCGCGCGGUUAGGUGGAAGUGGGAAAGAUGGCUGGUCCUGUGACUGUCUAAGCUGCUGGAAUGCCCAUCUGCCUGUCCGUCUCACACAGGGUGGUCGAGCAGUCAAGACAGCAUUACUGUUGAAAUGUCAAGACAGUAAGAAUAAUUUGUGUAAAAUACGGCUUUUGAAACAAAGACAAAAUCUAUUAAAUCAUUGUUUUAUUUA
This is a messenger RNA of Engraulis encrasicolus (European anchovy), 1781 nucleotides long. RefSeq names its product transmembrane and ubiquitin-like domain containing 1 (gene tmub1). Gene Ontology annotation, molecular function: protein binding. The transcript has 3 exons. The coding region runs from base 160 to 1053 and encodes 297 amino acids. NCBI's taxonomy places the organism in Eukaryota, Metazoa, Chordata, Actinopteri, Clupeiformes, Engraulidae. The record is from RefSeq and is a predicted model, not a curated record.